Monosiga brevicollis MX1 is the source of this 1212-nucleotide messenger RNA. RefSeq lists its product as uncharacterized. NCBI's taxonomy places the organism in Eukaryota, Choanoflagellata, Craspedida, Salpingoecidae. Gene Ontology annotation, molecular function: protein binding. The transcript has 4 exons. The coding region runs from base 1 to 1212 and encodes 403 amino acids. The record is from RefSeq and is a predicted model, not a curated record.
AUGGCGGUGUGGGUUUGUUUGUGGAUGGGCUUGGUGGCCGUGGCGGCUGCAGAGUCCUGUCGAAUGGUGUUGGGCGGCAGCGGAGACCGGCCAGAUUGUCACGUGACGUUGACCGAUCGCGAGGCUUUUGAUGUGCUGUGCGAGUGCUUUGCGGACGUCAGCCCAUCUGAUGAACAACCGCCCUUUCAAAUGGUGGUCACGGGUGCCCCAACGACAGGCCACACAACCUUUAUGCUGUGGUACCUCGAAUCCACCAACGUGACGGUCAAUUACAACGUCACGGGCCUUCUCCCCGUGUCCGGCUCCAUGAACGGCAAGGUGGGAGACAUGGCCUACAUGGGCGACGAUGCCUUGGCCUUUAGAGGCCAAGUCGCUUACACGCCGCCUGCUGCUCCGGUCAACUACUCCGUGGCUCUGCGCGUGACCGGUGGGACUGAUCGCAUGACCACGCCCGACGGCACGCCCGUGGUGGACCUGCUUGACCCAAGCUGCCUGCACGACGACGGCGAGAACACUUGCUUUGUGUCCAUCAACCCGGACUACGCCGUGCAAAUGGGGAGUCUGUUUACCUGGCGCUUGCGAGUCGCUUUGGCCAGCAACAUGAACGCGACCGUGGCGGAUCAAGUGAUGCCGCCCGGCAGUCUCAGCACAAAUAUUGCGCUCCCAAAGAACUGUGAACCGCUUGCCGUUACCGUGGCUUUACAGCUUUUGUGGAGCACCGGGGGCCUCAUGUACGAGGGCCCACCAAGCAACGCGUCCUAUCUCAACAUGUCGACCCUGCCAUCUGCGAUUGAGGUCCUAACCGUGCAAGGCCAGCUCUUGGAGAGCAGCGACCGGCUGACCAUCACUUGGAAGGAUGUUGAUACUGGUGGUUGUGGGCCGGUGCACUACAACGUGUCCUUGCAAAAUGCCAACACCAGUCAUGUGCUGGAUCAACAAACGGUGGCAGCCAGCAUUGAAACGGCAACCUUCGCGCUCACUGCCCCCGUGGACGUGGGUCAGGUAUUCACGGCGUGUAUCACGCCCUACACGGCACUGGGUCCCGCCAGCACCCACUGUAUCAAUAGCGCACCGGCCAUUUCGGCUCCACCUGGCCACGGCCAUCUGAUCUUGGCCCUGAGUAUUGGCUUGCCUAUCGGCGUCGUCUUGGUGGCCGCAACUGUGUACCUGAUGUGGCGCAAGCGCCGCCGGGCUCUUUAUCAAUCCCUGUGA